This is a messenger RNA of Caretta caretta (loggerhead turtle), 12695 nucleotides long. Lineage: Eukaryota; Metazoa; Chordata; Testudines; Cheloniidae. The record is from RefSeq and is a predicted model, not a curated record.
CCAGGAGCUGGGGCUUUGGGGAAGAAAACCCACGACGUGUCGCGAGACUUGUGAUGAAUUCCCAAGAGUUGGCUACGCUAGUUGGGUGGGUUGGGACCCGCCCAGAGCAACGGGCUCCCAUCAGGGAUGCCCAUUGCGAUGGGGGGGCCCCGAUCCAGGUUGAGGUGUGUUGAGCCUGGUGUGAAAAGGGUCCCCGAUGUUUGUCAGCAGCAAUGAGGGGACCCCCAAUCUCUGUUGAGAGGAGCCCAUCCAUCAUCUGACUUGAUGGGGGACCCCAAUCUCGGUUAGUGCGGGCUUGCCUGGCACAACAGGGGCCUCCCUCUGGCGACGGCUGUAAUAGCAGUGAUCGAUAAGAGUGCGUGCGUUAGGGAGUAGCCACCUGGCGUACGUUGGUUUGUUAACGGCACUCUUGGUGCAUCGAGGGUGUGGAGCAGGCACUGGAGGGUGGAGCCCCCUCGCCAGCGAUGGGCGGGUGAGCUGCGGGAGCCCAGUACGCAGCAGAUAAAACCAGGCUUCUGGUGGUUUUGGCCGGGACGCGGAGAUUAUAUUUUUGGAGGCUGAAGGGCUGCCGAACGGUCCCUCCUCUGUGCUGUGCAGCCGGUGCUGGUGUGUCUUUAUUGCAGGGGAUCACCCUGUGCCGUUUGUCUGGAUUGCUGGGGGAUCUUCAUCUGUCCGGCACUCUCCGUGUGCGGUCGGGGUGGCCACAGCUGGCCACCUUUCUCUCUGCUCCAGGAGCCAGCAGUUUGGAGGCUGGCUUGGUAGAAGGUGCUCCAAUUUGUGCCCAGAGCUUAGGGUUUGUUCUCGUCGCCUCCGUGAACUUUGCUGGGCCAGAGUCCCGUUCUGCUCUCACCGUGACCAGGUCUUUUUCAUUUGUGAAUCUGAAGAAGCUCCUACGAGGUGCGGUGGCAAACACAGCCCGGGGGUUCCCGAGGCAGGCGUCAAAAUCUGUCGCUGUGUGAAAGUAUCGUAUAGAGAGUGGUUUGGGAUCGGCUGGACCGAGUCGGAGGUAGGAAAUCAGGCCUGACUCCGCAAGCCUCUUGUGAACGUCCACAAGUGCAGCCUCAGAUGGCUCGGGGCUGGGGCCUGCUGCUUUGGAGUUCUCAGGGAAACCCCAAGAGCCCAGCCGCCAUUCGCAAGCCCCUCCUUUUUCGCUCGCGACACGGGGCUCGAGCCCAGCGGUGAUCUCAGUCCGCCCUUGUGAAAACCAGGCUGGAACCAGCUUGGAUCGCAAAGCGCUUUAACUCGUGUUUACCUCGAGCCCACCACGUCUGUUGGCUCGGAUCUGUCCGUCACCCCGGUGCUCUGAGAGAGCCCUUCCCGCCCCUGCACGGCGUUGGCGUUCAACGCUUGGAUGCGGCAGCACGGGAGACGUGUUCCUUUGCUCCCCCAUCCCCUGAAAUCUGUUGGAUCUUGCAGCUGUUGCAGGCCGACCAAAUGGCUGUAACUUAAUGUGGGGGCUCCGGCCGACUGUAGCCAGCCGGGAUCCGGCCCGUCGCCUCCGGUGGGGCUCCGGCCAACUGUAGCCAGCCGGGAUCCGGCCCGUCGCCUCCAGUGGGGCUCCGGCCAACUGUAGCCAGCCGGGAUCUGGCUCUGGUGGGGCUCCGGCCGACUGUCGCCACCCGGGAUCUGGCCCGUCGCCUCCGGCAGGGCUCCGGCCGACUGUCGCCACCCGGGAUCCAGCUCCGGCGGGGCUCCAGCCGACUGUCGCCACCUGGGAUCCGGCCCGUCGGAAUCUGAGACUUGCAGAAAUGCCAUGGUUACCGGAGGGAAGUGAGGCCGGUCCCCCAGGGGCAGAGUGUGUCCUGCCUGAGUUGAUGGGGGGAUUUGGCGCUGGGGUUUAGUUGGGGGCAGUGGGGCGCGCACGCAUGUCAAGCGCCCUCACCCCCCGCAUUUCUUUCUUCUCUAAGAGUCAGGUGUAAAGGACUUGUGCUCUGAGGAAGUGGCUGGAGCUGGCAGCCAGGUGUCCCCAGGCAGGGCGGCAUGGGCAGAAAGCCCCCUCCCGUCGCUGGCUCCGUGUCUGAGCACGUUGCUCGCACGAUUCCCGCCCACGAGUGCGCACGCCGCUCCCCUCCUGCCCUCUCCUGGCAGCCCAGCCCUCAGGCGGCUGCGUCUCACUCUCCCUGACUGCUCUGUGCAGAGGCCCCUUUUCGGCGCCGAUCCAUGGGACCAGACUCCUCUUUGCUGCUAACGUUGAUCGCAGGCACCCUCUCGAAAACUGCUCUGUGCCUGCUUUCCUCUGGCCCCCCGCCACGCCCACACGCUCCCCUCCGUGGCGAAGUGAGCUCCUGCCCCUCGCUGUGAGCCCUCCGCCUGGACUUUUAAAAAGCUGCUGGCAGAAAAGGCCUGGGGAUGCUUUAGUUUGUCCCUCUCUGUGGGCGAGGAAUUGCCCAAGCUGCUGAAAAGGGGAGUGUGACUCGAGCGGCCGUUGAGCUGGCUACGGGGUGGGGAAGGAAGACUUCUCCCACCUUCUGUGCUGGGACAGCGUCUGCCAGCCCCUCGGCUUUGGGUCACUGGGAAUGUCUCUCGCCACUCGGCAAGCGCCGCACUUGAGUCUGGCUUUGCCAGGCUCGGGGGUCUGACACCGAGUUGCCCUGGGACAUUUGGCAAACUGGCCGGAACAGUCGAGGAGCCCCUGAAUCUCAGCAUAGGUGAAGGGAAGAAAAAUCUGAGGACCAGAAUCUGCAGGGCCUCAAGGACAAGUCCCCAAAGGCCAAAAAGAUGAAGAAGGAGAAGCAGAGGGAAGCCGAGCCGGCCGAGGCGGGCAAGGCGGAGACGUCCGAAGGAGCCGGGGCCGCCCCGGCGGCCCCCGAGGCCUCGGCCUCUCCCAAGCAGCGGCGCUCCAUCAUCCGGGACCGUGGCCCCAUGUACGACGACCCCACGCUGCCUGAGGGCUGGACGCGCAAGCUCAAGCAGAGGAAGUCAGGCCGCUCAGCGGGAAAGUACGAUGUCUACCUGAUCAACCCCCAGGGCAAGGCCUUCCGCUCCAAGGUGGAGCUCAUCGCCUACUUCGAAAAGGUAGGAGACACCUCUCUGGACCCCAACGAUUUCGACUUCACAGUGACAGGCCGGGGCAGCCCCUCGCGGCGAGAGCAGAGGCCCCCCAAGAAGGCCAAAGCUCAGAAGGGCCCCGGGACGGGGCGCGGGCGGGGCAGGCCCAAGGGCAGCGGCUCGGCCCGGCCCAAGGCUGCCGCCUCGGAGGGCGUGCAGGUCAAGCGGGUGAUCGAGAAGAGCUCCGGCAAGCUGCUGGUCAAGAUGCCGUUCCAGCCGGGGCCGCCAGGGGGCGCCGGUGGGGCGGGGGGCUCGGCCACCACCUCAGCGGCCCCAGGGGCGGGCGGGCGGCGGCCCGGGCGCAAGCGGAAGUUGGAGUCGGACCCCCAGACGCUGCCCAAGAAGCGGGGGCGCAAGCCGGGGGUGGCGGCGGGGCCUGUGGGGCCAGCAGUGGCCGAGGCCAAGAAGAAGGUGGUGAAGGAGCCGUCCUUCCAGGCCGUGCAGGAGACGGUGCUGCCCAUCAAGAAGCGCAAGACCCGCGAGGCCGUGGCCCUGGAGGUGGCCCCCCCGCCCCCCGAGCGCAGCCCCAAGGGGCCCCGUCCCGGGCGCCGGAGCAAGGAGAGCAGCCCCAAGGGGCGAGGGGGCCAUGCUGCCCCCGCCUCCCCCUCCCCCAGCCGGAAGGAGCCACAGCCGCCCCACCCCCCGCACCAGCCGCCCCCCGAGCCUCUGGCCCGGCCCCCCCCCAGCCCCAAGGACAGCGUGAGCCCCCCCGAGGCGCAGGACUUGAGCAGCAAGGGGCAGCCGGAGAGUGACGGCUGCCCCCAGGAGCUGGCUAAGACUCAGCCGCCCGCCGCGCUCUACAAACACCGAGGGGAAGGGGAGCGCAAAGACGCUGUGUCCACCUCCUCCUCGGCGCCCCCGCCUGCCGCCCUGCCCCGGCCCAGCAGCAGGGACGAGGCCGUGGAUACCAGGACGCCGGUCUCGGAGCGUGUCAGCUGACUUUGGGCGGCCCACGGCUAGCGGGAUGGACGGACAGACAGACACACACACACACACACACCCCCAAGAUGAGAGGCAGCUGCUCCCGGGUAGGGCUCCGGCAAAGCACCUCCCCUGCCCCACGGCGCCCCCUGGCUUCCACCCCCCCCCAGUUCUCCCCCCUCCCCGUUUUUAAUACCAAGAAGCACAGUGAGGGGUGUGGAAACCCCCCUCCCCCCCGGGUUGGAAGCCACUUUGCACUUUUUCUAUAAGAGAGGGGUGCCCCCCCCAGCUCCUUCCUAGAUGCUUUGCUGCGUAUACUACUGACCAGGCCAGCUGUUCGGUGGGGCUGCCCCCCCAGCUCCUGAAUACCCCCCACCACCAGGCGGGAUGAAGGGGGGGACCGUGUGUGUAGAUCCCCCUCUCCCUCUCCAGUGCCAUGCAACGUCGUCGUCCGUUCUCCAGUAUCGAUCCGUGUUCGUUUUAGUAGGGCCCACGUAGUGUGUGUGAGUGAGGGGGAACCAGCCCCUCUCCCCAGCGGGGGCACUCAGAGCCUGUUCCUCCCGCAGGGUGUGGGGGCCGGGACGGAGGGGCCGAGGAACGACAACGUUCUUCCACUUCUUUCUCAACGUUACUAGCUUAGGAAACCAUUUGCACUAACCAGCCUUUGGCCGGCCGGGGUGGGGGGUCAUGUGUGAAACUACCUGUAACUCUUGGAUCGGUACCGGGGGGGCGGGGAGGGCAAAGCCCUGCACAUCAGCGGGUUUAUAAUGGGGCUGGUCUGGGAGGGGGAACUCCAGGGCUCUCCAUUCACGGUUGUGCUCUCCCCCAGCCCCAGCUGCCCCCCACCCAGCCCCAGGGGCGUGGCUUGUACUGCCGGGCAGGCAGGAGCAGACGGGAAGGGAAAACCUCGCUGAAAAAAACCCCAAGGAGGGCUGUGCCUUUUUUUUUUUUAAUGAUGGACACAAAGGGUUACAAUAAAUUCCUCCCCAAGGUGAGUGAAACGGGGAGGGGCCGCUCCCCUCUGCUCAAAGCUUGCGGCCAAGAGAGAAAUACACCAGAGGCUCAGUUCUGUUCUGUUCAUGGCAAUGCGGUACAACUCCACAUCAGAUAGGAACCCAGCCCUGCCCCAUUACAAUCAGGAGUGACUCUGCAUUGACUGCAGGGGAACAAAAAUCAGAAUCCAGCUCUGUACCCGUUGCAAUUGGGAGUGACUGUGGAUUGACUGCAGGGGAGCUGAGAUCAGAACGCAGCCCUGGCCCAUUGCAAUCAGGAGUGACCCUGCAUUGACCGCAGGGGAGCUAAAAUCAGAAUCCAGCCCUGUCCCUAUUGCAAUUGGGAGUGACUCCAGAUUGAUCACAGAGAGCUAAGAUUAGAAUCUGGCCCUGCCCUCUUUACAAUCAAGGGUGACUCCGGACUGGGAGCUGAGAUCAAAAUCUGGCCCUGCCCUCAGUGCAAUCGAGGUGACUCCAGAUAAACCCCAGUGGUAGCUAAAAUAAGAAUUGAGCCCUGCUUAUUGCAAUCAGGAGUGACUCCGGAUUGACCGUGGUGGAGACUAAAAUCAGAUCCGUCCCAGCCCCAUUGCCAAUGGAUGACUCUGGAUCCACUCUCAGAAUCCACUCCAGAGAGUAACUAAAACUUCCUCCUGUGUCUCCCCUUCUGCUCGCUGAGCUGGGUCCCAGUUUCCCACCAAGGCUUUUCCGGGGGCGGCCAGACCUGACCCGAGGAGAGGCACCCCUAGUUUGGAUUUAAAAAAAAAUCCCUCAAAACCCAGCAGAAAAAGGCCUAAUUUCCAUGGUGUCCCCCAGUGCCUGGCUGCCCCCAGAUCCUGGGGGCAGGGGGGGGGUCCCAUGCACCACACCCAGGUCCCAUGCUAGGGCUGGCCGGAGGCUUUGAUGUGCUUGGUGGGUGGAAAGGGAGCCUCCUGGGUGACCUGCCUCCCCGGGGGAGGGAUCCAGUGACACGGGGGGGAAGCUUGGCCCCAUGGCGGGACUGGGGUGUGUUAAUUAGUCCUGCCCCCAGCUCGGCCCCCUGCCUGCUGCUGUCUCGAGCCCCAGUUCACACAUGCUGGGGGGGGCCCGGCCCAGCCCGCCGUGCCCUGUUUGUAGCACUUUACCCUCCCCAGCAGCACUCGCUCACAGGGUGGGGGGAUCCGGCUCCCUAGAGGGGUGAGCCCGGGGCAGCUCCCUGCCAGGGCUGAUCAGCUGAUCACGGGCCGGAAGGGGCCACGGGAGUCUAGGCAGCCCCUUUGCACAGAGUGAUUUGGCUGGGGGACGGGCAAGGCUUUGCCCUGGUCUGGGGCAGCCCUCCCCACACAGUCCAGCCCCGGGCCUGCCCAUGGAAGCAGUAGGGCUGGGACAGAAGGGAAGCCCCAAGGUACCUUAGCACGGAAGUGGGGUGGUUUUAUUGCAGGGCAUCCUAAGCCUGGCAGGAACAGUGCCCCCGUCCUUCUGCGGUGAGCCAGGUUUCCAAGCAGCCGCCAGCAGAGCCUAGCAAUCUGAGCUGUUCUGCUCGGCUUGCCCGGGGCUGGUACGGACACCGGGGAGCGGGGGGUCACUCCACCACCCCAUCCAGUGCAAAUGGGGCUGGAUUCGGCUGUCUAGACAUCUGGGGCAAAACCUGGAUUCUGCCUCCUUGGAACCCUGGCUCCAAAUCCCCUUUCCUGGCAGCCCUCCCUGCCCUGCAGCUGGCCAGCGGCUUGAGGAGGAGAUCAGUACUUUUGCACUUUAAGGAGGGGGCCUGGCUAGUCACUGAAUGUCUCUUUAUUUUUGCUUAGGUUUCCCUUCCCCUAACAACAAGGGUCUAGCGAUUUAUCUGAGUGGCACCAGCUGGGGGGGGGCGAGGGAUCUUACACCCACCAUGAUGAAACGUCACAUCUGCCGGUUGGCAUCUGAGCCACGGUAGGGCCAGAUCAGAAUGUUCCCUGCGUUAGAAACUUGGGGAACCCCACCCUCUGGCUGUAAAAUUUGGAGCAGCCGGUAGCCUGUAUCCCCCUGGACAUCCCCCUUUUCCCAGCCUGUCAUGUGCAAAAAAACCAAGGAUUGGUGGUGGAAGGGCGAUUUCAUUGGGACCCCCAAGAACAGGAAGCCAAAGGGGGCAGUGCUUGGAUGGUAUUUUCACCCCAUUCUUGUUCCUACAUGGCCAGCUCAGCUGUUAUAUCCCCAAACCCUCCCCAGUGAAGAGUCUGAGCGAGCCGAACUCCAGAAGCCCCGUUUCCCACCCCCAUGCUAGCUUUGCCACUCAGCCCACCCCCACGUGAAAUUGCUCCCUGCCAUCAGCUGAUACCACCUGGAGUUUAACGGGAGACCAAAUGGUUGGGCUUGGUUUCUCUUUUCAAGGUGGGGGGACUUGAUUUCCUUCUGGUUUUCUGAUUUAUUUUUAAACGCACCCCCAUAACGCCCCAAAGUGUCAGCUUUUUAUAUACCUACCUGUAUAUUGCAUUAUAAAUCGGUGGGGAUUGAAUUGCUUUUCUUUGCUUUGCUUUGCUUUUCUUUUCGUUCCUCUCUUUCUGCUUGUGACUGACAACAGCGACUGAGGGGGAUUUUAAAAAUUCCCCCCAAAGCACCUGGCUGGGGGGGGAGCACAAUCUCCCUCUUGCUUCUUUUACAGUAUCCCUGCUACUUACUAGCACAGGGUAAGGGACAAUAAACAGACCCUUCCAACCUGCCUGGCAGUAGCUUUCUCUGUGACCAGAGCUGUGAUCUUAGUGUUUCUGGUUCUCUCUCUAAAGGGACCCCCACCCCAGCUCCAGAGUGGAGGGGCGAAGGGGGCAGCUAAUGCUCUAGGGGGUGGGGUGGGUUUUUUGCACUCCUCUGCUUGUGUUUCAACUCCUGAAUGUCUCUGAUCCUGGCUGGGGUGGUGCCCUUGGAAGCAUCCAUAGCAAUGAGUAGACCGCUCGGAUCCUGGCUGCUGUGGGCCGGGAAGUCCCAUAGUGGCAGAAUCGGGACCCCAAUGGGUUCAGGAUCAGACCCUCCAUUGCUCUCUCUCCAACCCUGUGUGCAUCUUGGGUGAGCCAAACUGCCCUGCGUGCAUCGCUGCUUCCUCUUUGGACGCUCGGUCAACCGUAGAACAGCGCGUCUCCGGCUGGCGUCGAGUGGGCACGACUCUGCCUGCUGGCCACCCGGCCCUUCGCCAUCGCAAUGGAGCACAUGAGCACUUUGAGCAGCCACGUGGCCAACUGGCGUAGACGGGACUGAUUCCUUAGGCAGUGCACACAUACCCGCUGGGUGACGUAACUGGAGGUCCCUCUGGAGCUAGGAAGACCUGGUCUUUGUGUUCCUCAAUAUUUCCCCACUGACGGGAGCAGGGUGUUGUGGCCACGAUGGCUUGCAAUCUGGGGCUAUACUUAAAGACCAUUCUGGCUCCCGCCCUUUCAUUUAAGUUAGCAAUAGCCGCUCGGGAAGUAGCAGUUUUGAAUUGCUGUUCUUCCAAAAGACGAGUAGCCCGAGCGUUCAACUUCCAAGGGGAGGGGGCGGGAAGAUCCCGAAGUGUCUAGAUGCUUCCACCACAGUUGUCCUCUUGCCCUCUUCCAGAUCCAACCCCCCCCCCACUUCCCGCUCCCCAACCCUUGGGCUGGGAUUUCACCCUGGAUGGGAAUAGAGGAGAUGCCGUGGGAUUCCUCCACCACCCACACGCAAUCUGUUGAGUGCAAAAAAUUAAAUACAUUGGUAAACUUCUCGCCCUCCUGAGGGUCAGGGGCCGCAUCCUGUUUCCUCUGCUUCCGUCAGACAACAUCUUUCCGCUUUCAAGACUCAGUAGUGAUUGUCAUAUGACCAAAUAUUACCAGGACUGUUAAUCAGUAUAUGCUGAGUGCUUGCCCUUUGUAUACAGAUGUAAACUCCCCCGUGUAUAUCCGACUCUUUCUAGCAAGAGGAUGUUUUGUUACUUUUUUUGCCUUUUUGGUUUUAAACAAGUUGUUCAUUUAUCUUGUUGAAAAUUCCAGAGAGAGAGAGACACAGAGAAUUGGGAUUUUGGUUUACUUUUAGUUUUCCCUGCCUCUGCUAGUCGUUUCUUGGGGGGGGGAACAAAACCCGUGGUGUUUCGAGACUUUAUAUUUGUGUGUCAUUUCUUUUAGUCUUGCCCAGUCGAGUUUAAAAAAAAAAUGAGAGAGAGGAAUGUCGGUGAAGUCUCCUGUGUUUCCUGGUUUCCUUUUGCGAUGGUCUGCAGGUCUGUGUUGUGAACGUUCCUGGAAAGUAAUUGUCCCAAACACACGUUUCCACCAUGAUGCUUUAAAAAAGAAAAUCAGAGAGCCCCUGAGAGCUUCCAAUUUAAAUAUGUUUUGCUCCCACUUGCAACAAAAAUCUACACCCUUACUUGCUCUUGAAGUGCAAAUGGAGGCCUGCCUAGUUCCCUGAGGUACUUACUAUUAGAUACUUAUCUGCUGCCAAGUCCGGACAGUAGACACCUCUUGGAUCUAAUGGCCAAAGGCAGAACAAGAUGGGGUGCCUGGGAGUUGAUGCUCGCCACGGGCCAGGUGGGCAUGAGGUGCAGACUUUUAACAAGGGAGUCGACCACUCAGACAGACAGGUUACACAGUGUCCAGCACAUGUCAUAUUCAGUCACAGUUGUGUUCCUUUUUCUAAUUGUUCUAUUUGGGAUGGAGGAACUGCCAGGGUGAGUCUCCAGCCUUGGGCAGAGUUCCAGCAUCUUCUGGCCAUGACACAGACUCAUAGAUGAUUAGGGUUGGAAGGGGCCUCAGGAGGUUCUAGUCCAACCCCCUGCUCAUGGCAGGACUAACACCAACUAAAUCAUCCCAGCCAGGGCUUGGUCCAGCUGGGCCUUAAAAACCUCUAAGGAUGAAGAUUCCACCACCUCCCUAGGUAACCCAUUCCAGGGCUUCACCACCCUCCUGAUGAAAUAGUGCUUCCUAAUAUCCAACCUAGACCUCCCCCACUGCAACUUGAGACCAUUGCUCCUUGUUCUGUCAUCUGCCAUCACUGAGAACAGCCAAGCUCCAUCCUCUUUGGAACCCCCCUUCAGAUAGUUGAAAGCAGCUAUCAAAUCCCCCCUCACUCUUCUCUUCCGCAGUCUAAACAAGCCCAGUUCCCUCAGCCUCUCCUCAUAAGUCGUGUGCCCCAGCCCCCUGAUCAUUUUCGUUGCCCUUCGCUGGACUCUCUCCAAUUGUCCACAUCCUUUCUGUAGUGGGGGCCCCAAAACUGGACACCGUACUCCAGGUGUGGCCUCACCAGUGUUGAAUAGAGGGGGACAAUCACGUCCCUCGAUCUGCUGGCAAUGCUCCUACUAAUGCAGCCCAGUAUGCCAUUAGCCUCCUUGGCAACAAAGGCACACCGCUGACUCCUAUCCAGCUCCUCUCCACUGUAAUCCCCAGGUCCUUUUCUGCAGAACUGCUGCCUAGCCAAUUGGUCCGCAGCCUGUAGCCAUGCAUGGGAUUCUUCCGUCCUAAGUGCAGGACUCUGCACUUGUCCUUGUUGAACCUCAUCAGGAUUUCUUUUAGACCAAUGCUCCAAUUUGUCUAGGUCACUCUGGACCCUAUCCCUACCCUCCAGCGUAUCUACCUCUCCCUCCAACUUAGUGUCAUCUGUGAACUUGCUGAGGGUGCAAUCCACACCAUCCUCCAGAUCAUUAAUGAAGAUGUUGAACAAAACCGGCCCGAGGACCGACCCUUGGGGCACUCUGCUUGACACCAGCUGCCAACUAGACAUUGAACUGUUGAUCACUACCCGUUGAGCCCGACGAUCUAGCCAGCUUUCUAUGUAGGAUUUGAAACCAAGCAAUGAUUACAUCUUUAACAAAUCCCACGUCAAAGUGAAGACCUGGAAUAAAAACAAUUACCAUUACAGAGAGCCAGUCAGCUAUAAAACCUAUGGCCCCCCAGUAGCAUUUCCAUCGCUCUGUCAAGAAAGCAAUGCCGAUUGACGUCUGCUGGGGAAUCUGGGCUCAUUGACCCAAUGGAGCUGCACCAAGGCUGAUCAGAACCCCAACCUGGGAGGAUCAAGCCAACAGCCCCUUAAAUAGUUUGCCAGGCAGUUGACAAAGCUGGUUGUAUCAUUCAUUUUGUGGGUGUCUUGUUCAUAGAUUCCCAGGCCAGAACCUCCCUGAAUGAAUUCCUGUUUGAAUGAGAGCAUGGGUUGGUUUGACAGCAGGUGGAAAGAGAGAAACCUGGGGUUAUUUAAAAAACCAGGAACAUUGUGAAGCUGCUACCAAUGGCUGGGGCAAACCCUUUGGCAACAUGGACUAACUUUUGAGUGGACAGCACCCCCAAAUUUGGAUGAGAAACCAAGGGGAAAAAGCCAACAGCCCCUGGUUUAAUUUUAACUCCAUCUUAAAGUGAAUCCUAGAAGCUUUAAUCUCUCCCAUCCCCGCAAUGCAAAGGUUGGUUUACACACAAGAAGAAAUGGUAAAAAAAAAAAAAAAAAAAAGAAUAAAAACAUGGAUUUUGCUAUCAGAGUUCUGGGAGAAUUUGUAACUUUUCAAGGAUUCAAAUGAAAGACGACUCCAGAAGGUGGAGCUACACCCCGUUCCGAUUACCUGCGCUCGGUCAUGGCCACGCUACACAAGCUUGAUGCUGGGUCGGAUGGAUCCCAGACUUGUGCCAUUUUCAAGGGUCUAUUUUAAAGUAAAUGACUUCUGAUCUUAUCAGGUGAACUAACAAGGAAAGGUGACUCUCUUCCACAGUUGGCAUCUUCAUGGGCAUAGCUAGGGGUAGACUUGGUCCCAUGGCAAAGGAAUCCGAUGGAUCCUGGAUCUGAAUCCCAUAAUGGCAAUAAAAAAGGAUCCGGUGAGAUUCCCAACUCAUAUCCCGUCACCGAGGGGAAACCUGGCUCGUUACAUGAGCACCGGCCAAAACAGUUUUGUUAGCACCAUACUGGAAUUGAAUUAAUGCUAAAUAGCAGCUGAUUGGGGCACAGCUAGGGAAUUUGACUCAAGAAGAUGUCUUAAAUCUUAAGCAUCAGAUUAUUAAUUCCAGGCAGAAGGGGGAGCCUCUUGGCUGAUUUGAAGAGGUGUUUUGCUUGAGGAUUGGUUUGGAAGUAACCUAUUAUUUCUUCCUUUUUAAAAAUCUAUUUUGUUCCAAACCCAUCUUAAUCGUAUAUAUUACGUAUCUAUAUUUUCAAUUCUCUGCAUCUGUUGGUUGCAUAUUUGGGACAAUUGCUUUACAAAAAGACCCCAAAGUAGAUUGUUUUCCUGAAAUAAAUCUUGGACACAUUGUUCUUUUCUAGUUUUUUGUGUACAGCCAAAACGUCUGAAAGCACUGACUCUAUUUAAAACGAGAGAUUUAAAAAAAGAAAAAAAAAGCAAUUUAUUAAAGGAAAAAUUUGUAUCAUUUCAGUUAAAAAAAAGCGAAAACAACAAAAUCCAUCUGAAUGUACAUGUAUAUGUUUCAAAGAAGUCCACACAGAUUAAUCAUUGUACCUUAUUUAUUAUAUAAAAGAGUUUGCCUUAUAAAUUUACAAGAAAAACAAAAAACCCUACAAAUGUCUAUUCUUUUUGAGUGUCUUUGUGUUGUUUAAGCCUUGGCAAUUGGAAAGCAGCCGCCACAACGCUCUGCACGGACUUUUGGUUUUCAGACUCAAACUCUUUAUCCAUGUAAACCCAAGGCAGAGAUCUUUUUGAUUUUCAAAAUCUCUCUCUUUAUCGAUGUAAAAUCAGGUCCAAACUCAACUCAAGUACUCAGCAUACGUUAUCUCAGUGCUAUAGUUUGCAUCUCCUUGUUGGUAAGUACUGUACUCUGUGCUAGAAUUGAUCUAUAAAUCUGUGUCAAUUUAACCCAA